GCGUGCGGCCCGGGGUCUUUACCCGCCCCCGCCCCGCCCCGCGGUGCGUCCGCGGUCCGAGCGCUCUAAGAUGGCGGCGGUGGAGCCGGAAACUACUCCCAACCCCCAACCUGCAGAAGAGGAGAAAACUGAGCCAGCACCUAGUCAGGAGGUUGCCAGCCCUGAACAGUAUAUUAAACAUCCACUACAAAACAGAUGGGCACUCUGGUUUUUUAAAAAUGACAAGAGCAAAACUUGGCAAGCAAAUCUUCGUCUUAUCUCAAAGUUCGAUACUGUUGAGGAUUUUUGGGCUUUAUACAACCAUAUCCAGCUCUCUAGUAAUUUAAUGCCUGGUUGUGACUACUCGCUCUUUAAGGAUGGGAUUGAACCCAUGUGGGAAGAUGAAAAGAACAAGCGAGGAGGCCGAUGGCUAAUUACACUAAACAAGCAGCAGAGACGAAGUGACCUUGAUCGCUUCUGGCUAGAGACACUGCUGUGCCUUAUUGGGGAGUCAUUCGAUGACUACAGUGAUGAUGUGUGUGGUGCUGUUGUUAAUGUUAGAACUAAGGGUGAUAAAAUAGCAAUAUGGACAACUGAAUGUGAAAACAGGGAUGCUGUUACGCAUAUAGGGAGAGUAUACAAGGAAAGAUUAGGACUUCCUCCAAAGAUAGUGAUUGGUUAUCAGUCCCAUGCAGACACAGCUACUAAGAGCGGCUCCACCACUAAAAAUAGGUUUGUUGUUUAAGACGACACCUUCUGAGUAUUCUUUCAUAGGAGACUGCGUCAAGCAAUCGAGAUUGGGAGCUGAACCAAAGCCUCUUCAAAAGCAGAGUGGACUACAUUUAAAUUUGAUUUCCAUCUAAAUGUUGCUAAGAUUUGUGAGGAGUCUCAUUCGCCUUUGUCUUGUACUUCUAUGUUCAAUUUUUCUAUUUUGGCUGAAGUAACCAUUACCAAUCGGAAUUUUAGAACACUUCGCCCCCCAAAUCCAUAAGUGUGUUUCUGGCCCACUCUGUAAUAUCUUGGUAGAAACAUUACUAUUGCAAAAAACUAAUUUGUUUAUCCACAGUAUUCAGAAAAGAAGUUGCAUUUCUGUACCUGCAGGAAAUUAUUCUGUUUUACAUUUGCAUUGUAUGCAGUAAGAUUUUGCUGGUUUGGAAAAGAGUAUGGUGCAUACAGUUUUCUAGCAAUUUUUUAUACAGCAUCAUCUUUGCUGUAACCUCUGCUGAUGGCUGCUAGAUUAAUUUAUUUGUUUUCCCUAUUUGAGAACAUUAGUGAUAUUUUGAUUUCAGUUGUUUUUGCUCAUGUAACAUUUGGUGAAGAAUCUGGGAGUAUGACAAAGGUGGAAUAAACAUGAUUUUUGUGCAUUCUUUGGUAAUUUUUUGGUUUUUUUGUAACAUCAAAGCUUUGCUACAGAUUUAUGCAUUUCAGUCAAAUCAGUGAUCUUUUUGUGUGAUUUCCUGAACAUAAAUGUGGAUUUUUUUUUUUUAAUGUAACACCAUAAUUUACAUUCCUUACUAGAAAUAGUAUGUCUGUUUUUGUAUCUUAUGCUGUAUUUUAACACUUUGUAUUACUUAGGUUAUUUUGCUUUGGUUAAAAUGGCUCAAGUAGAAAAGCGGUCCCAUUCAUACUAAGACAGUGUACAAAACUGUAAAUAAAAUGUGUACAGUGAAUUGUCUUUUAGACAACUA
Messenger RNA from Vidua chalybeata, 1667 nucleotides. It is a transcript of the gene EIF4E, whose product is annotated as eukaryotic translation initiation factor 4E. The transcript has 7 exons. Lineage: Eukaryota; Metazoa; Chordata; Aves; Passeriformes; Viduidae. The record is from RefSeq and is a predicted model, not a curated record. Gene Ontology annotation, biological process: translational initiation. Gene Ontology annotation, molecular function: RNA 7-methylguanosine cap binding; translation initiation factor activity. The coding region runs from base 71 to 724 and encodes 217 amino acids. Gene Ontology annotation, cellular component: eukaryotic translation initiation factor 4F complex; cytoplasm.